Rosa chinensis is the source of this 600-nucleotide messenger RNA. RefSeq names its product putative inactive methylesterase 20. The record is from RefSeq and is a predicted model, not a curated record. The transcript is spliced from 4 exons. Gene Ontology annotation, biological process: jasmonic acid metabolic process; salicylic acid metabolic process. NCBI's taxonomy places the organism in Eukaryota, Viridiplantae, Streptophyta, Magnoliopsida, Rosales, Rosaceae. Gene Ontology annotation, molecular function: methyl salicylate esterase activity; methyl jasmonate esterase activity; methyl indole-3-acetate esterase activity.
AUGGAGAUUAAUAAUAUGAGGGUGAAGAAGCAUUUUGUGCCAUUUCUUGUAUUUGUUUGCUUGGCAACAACCUGUAACAAUAUUGUAGAAUGCCAAAACCACCCAUUUGGGAAGAAGCAUUUUGUGCUCGCUCACUGAGCUGGUCACGCAGCAUGGUGUUGGUACAAGGUGACAACUCUAUUGAAAUCUGCCGGUCACAAUGUUACAGCUCUAGACAUGGCAGCAUCCGGAAUAAACCCGAUGCAGGUGCAAGAAGUCCAUUCGUUCUCUGAUUAUGCUGAGCCGUUGAUCAAAUUCAUGGCUUCUCUACCACCACUACAUAGGGUUAUCCUAGUUGGCCACAGCAUGGGUGGUGCCAUCAUAUCUAUUGCCAUGGAGAUGUUCCCUCAGAGGAUUUCAGCUGCUGUAUUCGCCACCGCUGCCAUGCCUGGGCCUGCUCUACAUUACUCCACUAUAAACGAAUUCAAUAAGACGAAGCAGGGACAAAAUCGUCUUUUCUUCCUCUUAAAUGAUGGGCCAAACAACCCUCCGACCUCUUUACUAUUUGGGUCUAACUUCAUGUCCUCAUCGCUGUAUCAGCUCUCACCACCAGAGGUAUGA